Leopardus geoffroyi (Geoffroy's cat) is the source of this 1069-nucleotide messenger RNA. It is a transcript of the gene RPL5, whose product is annotated as ribosomal protein L5. Gene Ontology annotation, cellular component: ribosome; cytosolic large ribosomal subunit. Gene Ontology annotation, biological process: ribosomal large subunit assembly; translation. The record is from RefSeq and is a predicted model, not a curated record. Gene Ontology annotation, molecular function: 5S rRNA binding; structural constituent of ribosome. The transcript is spliced from 8 exons. The coding region runs from base 105 to 998 and encodes 297 amino acids. Lineage: Eukaryota; Metazoa; Chordata; Mammalia; Carnivora; Felidae.
UACAUACUGCGCCUGCGCACGGACUGAGGCCUUUUCCCCCCGCGGAGCGCUGCUGGGCCUGCUGGUCUGUGGCGAGCCGCGGACGCCGGUCUCUGUUCCGCAGGAUGGGGUUUGUUAAAGUUGUCAAGAAUAAGGCUUACUUCAAGAGAUACCAAGUGAAAUUUAGAAGAAGACGAGAGGGUAAAACUGAUUACUAUGCCCGGAAACGCUUGGUAAUUCAGGAUAAAAAUAAGUACAACACACCUAAAUACAGGAUGAUAGUUCGCGUAACCAACAGAGAUAUCAUUUGUCAGAUUGCUUAUGCCCGUAUAGAAGGAGACAUGAUAGUUUGUGCAGCGUAUGCUCAUGAACUCCCAAAGUAUGGUGUGAAGGUUGGCCUGACAAAUUAUGCUGCAGCAUAUUGUACUGGCCUGCUGCUGGCCCGCAGGCUUCUCAAUAGGUUUGGCAUGGAUAAGAUCUAUGAAGGCCAAGUAGAAGUGACUGGAGAUGAAUACAAUGUGGAAAGCAUUGAUGGUCAACCUGGUGCCUUCACCUGCUAUUUAGAUGCAGGUCUUGCCAGAACUACUACUGGAAAUAAAGUUUUUGGGGCCCUCAAGGGAGCUGUGGAUGGAGGCUUGUCUAUUCCUCACAGUACCAAACGAUUCCCUGGUUAUGAUUCAGAAAGCAAGGAAUUCAAUGCAGAAGUACAUCGGAAGCACAUCAUGGGUCAAAAUGUUGCAGAUUAUAUGCGUUACCUAAUGGAAGAAGAUGAAGAUGCUUACAAAAAACAGUUCUCUCAAUACAUAAAGAACAACGUUACUCCAGACAUGAUGGAGGAGAUGUAUAAGAAAGCUCAUGCUGCUAUUCGAGAGAAUCCAGUCUAUGAGAAGAAGCCUAAGAAAGAAGUCAAAAAGAAGAGGUGGAACCGUCCCAAAAUGUCUCUUGCCCAGAAGAAAGAUCGGGUAGCUCAGAAGAAGGCAAGCUUCCUUAGAGCUCAGGAGCGGGCUGCUGAGAGCUAAUAAACCAAACCACAAUUUUCUGUGAAGAUUUUUCAGAUAAAGACAAUAAUAAACUUAUUCACCAAGCAGCA